Lobosporangium transversale is the source of this 2217-nucleotide messenger RNA. RefSeq lists its product as hypothetical. The coding region runs from base 1 to 2217 and encodes 738 amino acids. The record is from RefSeq and is a predicted model, not a curated record. NCBI's taxonomy places the organism in Eukaryota, Fungi, Mortierellomycota, Mortierellomycetes, Mortierellales, Mortierellaceae. The transcript has 4 exons.
AUGACUGCAAAUAAGCCUGAGGAUGCCUCCACACUCAAUGAACCACUGCUGCUGGAGCUGAACUGCGUUGUUGAGGGAGAAGCAACGUCGUUCCCAGUAGGGAUUUCCUCCGAUAAAUCGGUCGGAAUACUCAAGGAGGUCAUCAAAGCAAAGAAUGCCAAUGCAUUUAAGGAUAUUGACGCUUACCGGCUCACCCUCUACAAGGUCUCCAUCCCUGACGAAGACAAGACCGUCGUCGAGCCAGAAAUCGAGUCAAAAGAGGCUCUCGCACCCGCGAAAACGAUCCAUGUUUUUGUCAAGCCACCGCAGCGAGAGUCAUCGGAACAGAUUCUCAAGAGAAAAAUGGAUGAAGAUCCACGGUAUAUUUCACCUUCAAAGAAGAUGCGCAUUGAGGAAGGGUGGAGAGAAUACAGGGCUUCUGAUGGUAAAAUGGUCACGUUACCACCCUCUUGGAUCGCAAUGCUGGAGAAUCCUGAAGACCCGCCCGAUGCACGUAAUAAGUUUAAUCAUCUGAAAAGCGAUAAUCAGCUUGGUGAUCAAGUUCACAUUCCAUCCUUGGGCCUCACACCGAAAGAAUUUGAGGAAUAUAAUUCGGGAUUUAUAAUUACGGAUCAGAUGCUAGAAUUGUGGAAGGAGAUUAGUGCUGAACAAAGGUUUUCAUUUCGGCGAGUCCUUUCUGGUCCUAUGGGGGUUGGCAAGUCAUAUCUAUCCUAUUUCCUUGCUGCAAAAGGAUAUGCGGAAGGGUGGCUUACCCUUUAUAUACCAGAUGCCGCGAUAUUAAAUGAAAGUUCGGAUACAAAAUCGGCAAAGGCACUGUUAAGGCGCUUCUUCGCUUUCAACAGGGAUAUCUUGACGGCAUCUGAUCUGGAAAGUCUCCUCGACUUUUCUGAAGUUAUAGAUUGCUCAAUUGUGGCUGCUCGCGCAGUAUUCGACCUAUUCAAACAGAAGGAGCGCAAAACACUGUUCAUUAUCGACGAACAUGGAGAGUUAUUCCGAAAAGAGCCGUAUGUGCCGGAUAAAUACCCGUUCCUGAAGCAUCUAAUGAACCUUAAUCUAUGGCAGUCUCAUUACAAAGGAUCUAGAGUGAUAUUUACAGGAACAGCCCAUGCCAAAUAUGAAUUGCAGAUUAUGGAAGACAGUGCUCGAGCUAUCUUAUUGUACUUUGUUGGCCCACUAUCCGAGACAGUGUUUUCAAAAUGGUUGGAGGUCCACCUGAACCAACCCGAUAUUGUCCAGGAUGUAAUGAGGAUUACAAACCGUGUGCCGCGAGAGUUUAUGCGCCUCAUUCGAUCAAUUAAGGAAAGACCACUCACAAGAGAUAGCAUUGAUGGGUAUGUAGCUCAGAGAACAAGCGAGCUUCGCCCUGUAGUUCAGAAUUACUACAAAGCUCUCAGCGAGAUAUCGAAGGAGGAGUUCGCUAAAAGCCUUGCAACAGUCUUCCUUGGCAACAACUCGGAGAGUGGUGAUUUUGAAUGGGAUUUCCGUGACCUAGGGCUUAUCUAUCGUCUCAACAAGAACCGCGGAGCCAUAAACUAUGUCUUGUGCCCCCCAGUGCAGAAAGCACUCUUUAAGGCGUUUACAAGUAUGCCUCAUCAUGAGCAUAUCCUGAGGGGAGUUGUUCUUGGAGAGAUGAGUGGAGAUGAUUUCGAGUUGGCACUGCUGGUCCGGUUUUUGACUUUAACCAAGCCAAUCGUUCUCGAAGCAACAAACCUUGUCGGCGAGGAUCCAACGCAGAUUAUAAUGGACUUUAAGGAUCAUGGGACAAUCCAUCAAAACAUGACUUCUCUUGGACGUGGCUAUGGACAUGUACUGAGCCAUUGUCAUUCGAGUUAUCCUCGCUUUGAUUUCAUACUCGACACAAUGUUUAUCCAGGUGUCCAUAAGUGAUUUCUGCGACCACGAGCAGAAACAAACUAAGCAGAUCCAGAACGCUUUUGAUAAGAGAGAUUCCAACGGCAAAAAUCAGAUUGAAGGAUAUUUGGACGAAGUAUUUGGAGGUAAUCAUUCCGCCAUAAUUGACGAUGGGCAUUUUGUUGUCAAAAAGGAUGGAGAGCCAGUAACUGGAUUUAAAAUAGUUUACAUGCGUGGUUCCCCUGGUACACCAAACCACACUGGAUUAAUCAGAAAGUACAAAGAUCUUCUUCAUGUCAGCUUCGACGAGCUCAAAGAGAAACUUUUUAGAAAUAUCCAUCUCAAAAAUAAAGAACCGUGUUAUUAA